GGUGUGCAUGAUGUCAUCAGUGUGCGCGGCACUUGGGGUGGAGGGCGGCGUGGGCUCGGUGGAGAGCGUGAAUGAGAGAAGUGAAGGAACUGCAACUGAUUUCUAUAUUGUAAUUUGAUCAAAAUGUUUCUGGCACUAGAGGGUUGAAUUUUCUUAUGGAGCCAUUAUAAAUAACAAAUGGGUGAGGUUUUGUAAAACUUAAGCACCAGACUGAAACAUGGAGAUGCAGCUAGACCCCACGAAGGAUGACUUGCCCUUAAUGGCCAACACCAACCACAUGAUUGUAAAGCACUAUGUAUUGGACUUGGAUGUGGAUUUUAAAAGUCAGGUUAUAGAAGGAAACAUAGUUUUAUUUUUGGAGACAGGGAACAGAUACAGGAAAGCUGGCUGUACUGGUAAAGAAGGCUGCCAGUCACACCUUAAUGAAACGUGUAAAACUGGGGCAUCAGAACCCUGCCAUGUCUCUGUGUCAAAUGCAAGUGUCUUUUCAUCUGAAGUGGAAUAUAGUGAUUUUGCUAUCUGUGGUAAAGGUGAAAAAGAUACUUCUGAUAAAAAUGGUAACCAUAGCAACGAGGAACAAGCUUCUGGGAUUGCUAGUUCAAAGAACUGUGACACAGAGAGCCAUGGGAACAAGGAUUUUCUGCUGGUAUUGGACUGCUGUGAUUUAUCUGUGCUAAAGGUUGAGGAGGUAGAUAUUGCUGCUGUGUCAGGCAUUGAGAAAUUCAUCAUGUCUGCUGAACUAACUGAUGUUUCAAAGGAGCUGGAAAAUCUCAGAAAUCAGAUUGUACACAAACUUGUGACUUUACCUUCGGAUCGCUGUCAGGAACAGCUGUACUAUUACACUUGCUGCAGCCAGGCACCUGGCUGUGGAGAGCUUGAGUUUACUACUGGCAGCUGGAGCUUGGAGAUAAGGAAGCGGGGAGUUCAGACUCCAACAGACUUUCCUCAUGCUAUAAGAAUAUGGUACAAAACCAAACCUGAGGGAAGAUCUGUUACAUGGACUACAGACCAGAGUGGCAGACCAUGUGUUUAUACGAUGGGAUCACCAAUAAACAACAGAGCCCUUUUCCCGUGCCAAGAACCACCCAUUGCUUUGUCAACAUGGCAAGCAUCAGUCCGAGCAUCUGCAGCCUUUGUUGUAUUGAUGAGUGGUGAAAACUCAGCAGAACCAGUCCAACUUCAAGAAGGUGUCAUGAGCUGGUACUACUAUGUAACUAUGCCAAUGCCAGCAUCCACCUUCACUAUUGCUGUGGGGUGCUGGCAGGAGGUUAAACAGCAAUGCUUCACAGCUGCUACUGAGACAGAAGAUGAGUUUUCCGUGCCAUUUUCACAAGCUGAUUUCAGAUGGCAUAAAGAAAGCUGUGGUCAUGUGGAAUAUCCCUGCCGUUUCCAAAAUCCUGCUGCCACGUUGCAAAGAAUAAUUCCCUAUAGAGUUUUUGCUCCCUUGUGCCUCAUGGAGUGCUGUGAAGAACAUUUACUUCAGCUUAUUCCUCAGUGCCUCUCAGCUGCUUACUCCACACUGGGCACCCAUCCCUUUUCAAGGCUUGAUGUUUUGAUAGUUCCUUCAAACUUUUCCAGCCUGGGAAUGGCUAGCCCACACAUCAUCUUCUUGUCACAGAGUGUAUUGCCUGGAGGGAGCCAUCUCCGUGGAACACGUCUGUGCCAUGAAAUUGCUCACUCUUGGUUUGGACUGGCCAUUGGUGCACGUGAUUGGACUGAAGAGUGGAUAAGUGAAGGGUUUGCCACUUUUUUAGAAGACAUAUUUUGGACUAGGGCUCAACAGCAGCUGUCAUAUGAUGAAGGAAAAGAGCAGCAGGAAUUGAAAGCUUUACUUCGCUGGCGACGACUCAGAGAUGAGGUGCAGAACUCUGAAGAAGAGCUGCAAGUUUUAAGGCCUCACAAGGAGAGUACGGGAGAAGUGAGUGAAUCUGGAGCAUCUGUUGUCAAACAUGGUCUUAAAGAAGAAAAAGUCUUCAUGCAGGUUCAUUAUUUGAAGGGUUUUUUCCUUUUGCGGUUCCUGGCAAGUACAUUAGGAGAGGCUUCAUACCUUGCAUCUUUACGAAAAUUUGUCCAUAAAUUCCAUGGACAGCUUGUUCUUUCUCAGGACUUUCUUUCCAUGCUGUUGGAAGACAUACCUGAACAAAAAGAGUCUGGUUUAACUGUUGAAAGUAUCACCCAGAAUUGGCUUGACACUUCUGGCAUACCAAAGUCAUACAUCAUGACACUGGUCUCACAGAGAUCUGUACUCCUUCACCUAUGCUGUGUAUCCUUUGCCUUCUCAAAUCCUGCCUCCAGUUCUGUCCAGGGAACAGUAUGUAUAUGUAUAUAACUAUGUAUAAAAACACACAUGCACUCCUUUCAACUUGUUUUACACAAUUAGCAAAAUCUUAAUGCAAGUCAAUCUCUUGUUACCAUUAAACUCUCAGAAAAGGCAUUCUGUCUUUUCUAAAUAUUGGGCUAGUUUCCAGACUCUUGUAUAUACCAGUACUAAUCAAGAGUAACUCCAUAUAAGUUAAAGGAGUCAUGCCAAUAAAUAAAAAUGGAAUUUGUCCUGUUGCCAUGAAAGAGAGAAUUCUGCAUGCCAAGUUACACUUCCAGCUUCUGUAUUUUCUAAAGCAUUGAAAGUUAAUCUUAUAAAAAGAGAAUGCAUGGUAAUUCCUGGCCAGUCUUUUUCAUAAAUGGGAGAGUGCCAUGGCACAAUAGUUCUCUUGAAGCUUGCUGUUCAGUAAGGUUUUCCUAUACAACAAGAAAACAACAAGGGUCAUAAGAGAUGAAAAAUAAGCAAGCUUUUCUGAAACACAUGCUGUCAGAAAGAUGUUUUCCUGGGAACACAUUGUGGGAAGGCGAAAUGUCUUGUUGAAAACACCAUUUAUCAAAUCAAGUAUCAGCAACCCUCCAGCAUGUAGUGCUGUCUCAGAAGUGACUCACUGGAGGAUUAUAGAAUAGUUUUAUCAUGCCAAAGGCUAGUAAUGACAUAAAACCACUAACUUCAGUCAGUGAUUUCAGCUGGCAAGCAGUAGAAUCAGAAGAAUGAAACAGCAUUUAGAACAGGAAAACACCUAUGAGCUCACUUAAGUCUACUUUAUUCAUGGCACUGAUGAUUUAUUCUCUGAAGUAUGGUUUCUGUUUCCGUCUGUGUAAUAGAUUUGCUCUAGUUUAUUUGCAGUUUAAAACUAAAAGGCUGUAUGCUUGUGGAGGAUAUGUUCUGCAUAGAUUGUCUUUUAUAGUGACCAUUUACUUAGUGUUAAUUUCUUAUGCUACCCUAACGAGUUAAUCUUUUUAAAAAUGAACUUAAAAUAUUUAGCACUGGGCAUUUCUAAUUGAGUAAUAGCACUAGGUAGUUUCUGCAUCUCAUAAACUCCUAGAAGUACUUUUCUACCUCAUUCUCGUUUUACUACCUUUUUGUUGUCUCUGUGAAGCUGCAUUGUUCAUAGCUUGCUCUUAUUUAUUGGUAAACUUGCUAUCUAUCUUGAGUGUUCCUUGAAUGUGCAUUUGAUUUGGUACCUUGUGUUAUGAAAAUGAUCUUCUUCAGAUUUACUCCCGAGUUGCUGUUUCAUCCAUCUGUUAAACUUGAUUAUUUUUGCCUGUUCCACCUUAAACAGUGUUUCCUGAUUUAAGCAGCAACUACCAACAGAUAUUUCAGAAUACGUGUAGCUUUUUGUGAGCAUCAGAACACUACCACGAUUUCUGAUUCUGAUUGAACAGUGAAAGACAGCCUGCUCUUACAGUACUAAGAAUACUUCUAUUUAAGUAUACAUUUUUUUCCUCUCUGAUCUGUUUGUUGUUGCUGUUGUUGUUUGUUUGUUUUGUAACUAUGGUGAAGGAGUAGCUUAAUCCAUACAUACUAAUGUUUCUUGUAAACCAACCAUACUUCUAGAAAUACAUUGUCAAAAGAAUUCUUGCAGUGGUGGAUAUUCAUUUAUUCAUGCUAUUUCUGGUUUUGUUUAUUCAUGGCUGUUUUUUGGAUCAUCCUACUUGAGGAAAUAGAUUGCAGAGCUAAAGGAAACCCAUAGCAAAACUUCACUGAACUAUUUUUAAAAUUGAAAUAAAACGUAGUGUGUGGAUUUUUCUAGAUCAGUGUAGGUAAUAUCUUUCUGUGAUUUCAUAAUUUUUAAGAGAUGUUCUAGUGGCAGCUCAAGUACUUAAUAAGAAUAAUAAUAUGAUCUAUGAAUAGUAUUGUUUCUAAUGAAGCCAUUUGUUACUAAAAAUGAUCAUGACUUUUGCCCCAGUUACAAACUUUAUAAAUUUCCUGUUCCCUUAUGCUAAGAGAAAAUGAAAAAUGAAAGGAUAGGUCUAUAACAGAAUGCAUCAUAGUUUAGCAGUUACAGUCAAUUAUUAACAAACCAAACAGAUUCAAGCAAUUUUUUUUAAAGAAUGCACUUAUGCUUCUAAAUUAUCUUUAGUAAUUAUUUACUCAAGUUUUACAAAUGGUACUAGAAAAAUUUUCAGCAGAGAAAUUUCAUGCUGGAUCAGAGUAUAAUUUAAGGCUCGGACAUACUAACACUUGAUAUUUCUAGUAGUGCUUUAUUUUGCAAUUUUUCUAUCUAGAUGUGUAUAUAAAUAACAGUAGAUGAGUGGAUAGCAGCACUGAGACAGUAAACAAGAGACACUUGUCUUUGCUGUGAUACAGUAAAUUUGUAGGCACUAGCAGCAAGAAUGACCUACUAAGUAGGAAAGGCUCAUUCAUGCUUAUAAUUUAGGGGGAAAAAUGGGGAAGAGUUACGAAGAGGGAUAAUUUUCAUACUUAUCUAAUUAAGUUAAAUUGUGACUGUUACAAUCAUUUCAGACUUGGUAAUAAGUACUAGUCACAACAAUAAUGUGCUGCUGCUUCAGUUCUGAAGUUUGCUGAUCACCUUAUCUUUGUUUUUUUUAUCUGAAUGAUGAGCUUUUUUUGUCUGUUCUCACACCGUUGCAGAGAAUUACUGAUAUUUGAAGUUUAAUGAGAUGAUAUUUGAGAAGUAAUCUGAAGAAAACAUAAUUGCUACUUAUAAAAGUAAUUAUUCUUGUACAAGGGAAGUACAUAUUGAAGAACAGAUGCUUCCCCAGAAGAAAAAAAAAUGUUUUAUUUUGCUAUUAACCUCCUUGGAGAUUAGCAGAUUAAAAAAUCCUUCCAAAGUCGUUUAAAUUUUAAGUUAGCGUAGAUGAACAAAAGGAAAAUAAGGAUAAUAAGUCAAUAAGGGAAAACUGUGAAAAUGAAUCAUUAAUUAUGUCUUUCUUCAAAAAUAAGCAAAAAUCAACUUCACAUCUGAUUUUCUUAAAGUAAGGGAUUUUGGAAAACACAGUAUAGUACUGUAAUAUGCAUAACUGUCAGUUGAAUAACAGAGGAGAAGAAAAUAGACAAAAAGACAUUCUAUUUAAAUAAUAAUUAUGCAUCUGCAAGUCUUUGCAGAUAGAACAAAGUAGAAAAAAUAUCUUUUUUUGUGGCAAACUAUCAAAAAAUAAUAGGACUUUAUUAUUAUUUAUAAAUAAGGAAGAUUAUUGUCAUGUCAUUAUUAUUAGUCAUAAUAAUAAUAUUAUGAUAUUGUCAUGUCAUUAUUAUUAGAACAUGUCAUUUUAAUUUCUUCAGCUGUCCCUCUAAAUUGCACUUAUUAUUGCUAAACAAGGCCCAACACUGAUAUAUUUUUGCUUGCUGAACAGUUCAAAAACUCAAGAAAAUUGCUUAUAUAAAAUGAUAAAUCACCAAGUUUAUUUCAGAAAUACGUAUUUCAAAUUCAGGCAUAGCUUAAAGUAUUGUUACAGUUUGGGUGAGUUUCGACAGCAUUGCACGUGAUUGCUGAUUUUAGAAGUAAAACACAGACACUCAUGAUAAAAAUAGCAUUUGUAUGAAUUAUUGCAUGAUCCCUUUCUAAAAUUGGAAGGCAGACUUCCUCAGGUUUGGCAUACAUAUUGCUCAGUAACUUGGAUGUAGAAGUUCAUUUUUAAAUGCUACAUUGGAAAAGAUUGGCCAUAGCAUUUCAGUGCCUCCCUUGUCCUAAUUUCUAAAAGUGAUAUUUAAAACAGAAUUUUGGGAACCUUAGUUUAGCCAAUAAUUGAACAAUUCAGAAAAAAAGUCAUGUGGGGAUUUUUACCUGGAAUGCACAUAUGCAGUUAGGCUGAGAAGGAUACUUCACUGGAUUUAGUUGAUGAAUGACCUGCUAAAAUUGGCUUACCCCUCCAGUCAAAAGUCAGAUUUGCACAAAUAUCUUUCUGUUUUCCUUCAUUUUACCUAUCAUCAUUAUGUGUGUCCAGCUCAGAGGUACAAAGUGCAUUUGAAGUAACGUUCCAUUUCUAAAAUAACUGUGGACUGGAUUCCACAUGUUUGUUCAUCAGAAUCUCUUUUAAGUUUAACAAAUCUCCAGCAGUCAUUCUAUUUCCCUUUUUCUAUUUGUACUGCUGAACACAAAAGCUAUGUUAUGUGCAGAAUGACUGAGCUUAUCCCCACUAGAAAGGAGUUAUGUUUGGUAUCUCCAGAACAAUAAGGGUUUGCUGCCUGGUCAAUCAAUGCUGGAUCAAGUUCACAUUCCCAAGCUCCCACUCUCCCAUCUACAUAUGCAGGGGGUGGAAACACAGCAGAGGGAGGAAGGACAGGUCUUUUUUUACAGAAGUGUUGAACAGAGAAUUGUCAAAUAUAGACACAGGUGGGCUUGCACAUCAAUAAACACUGAUUCUAAUUGACUGUAAAAACAUCCUAUGUAAAGAAGUUAGCAACCAAUUAAUUUUUAUUUGGUGGAAACAAUUCUUAGAGAAUUAAAUAUUUUUAAGCUGUUUUGGAAAGAGGAGGCCCCUAAAUGAGUGAAAUAACUGAAAUUUAGAGCCCAUUAUAACUCAUUUUACUGAAUUGCACACAGGAUAUGAAAUAAUAACAGUGAAAUGCUAUUUUAGAAAACAAUGUUUGAGAUAUUUUUAGUACAGGAGAAUGGCCAUGAAGUUGAUGUAAAAACUGUAUUUGACAGGAACAAGUUGCCACCUUCCCCUUUGUAGCAGUUGGGUGCUUUUGAAAGAAAUACUCAUUUUGCUGACUGAAAAAUUGUUCUUUCUGUAGUUAUAGAAAGACAUGCUUGUGAAUGGAAGGAAUUAAUAUGUAGGAAAGGUGCAUCUCAUGCAUAUGUAUAAAUACAUACUAUGUACCUGAAGUCCAGGCAGCCCUCUGUAAUGCUGGCCAGUGUAAUUGUGACCUGUGGAUUCAUCCAGCCAUCUAGUCAGAAACGAAGUGCUCCUGAGGGUUCGGAACCUCACACUGCACUGUUUGCUGGCCAGAGGUGAAGACAGAAUCUCUUUGCUCUGGGGCCUGAUGUUUUUUUUUUUCACACAUUCUGCAAAAAACACCAAACUUCUAAGUACUUCUAGAGGGCAGAUUGUAACAGAAUGCCAUGUAACAAUUUGCUGUCCUCCACCAAAGUUGAUAGAAGCAGUGUAAAGAUCUUACCUUGCUUGUCAUGUCCUUAUCAUUUAGCAGGACUUCCUAGUCGUAAAGAUGUAGAUGAUUAUCACCUUCUGUUUUAUUUGGAGAAAAUACAGCCCUUCAAGAACUGCUCUAGGAUGGGUCCUUCAGCUCUGAGCAGUGACAGGUUCUUUUGGAACAGCUGGAGCUGGCUCUGAUCUGACAUGGGGCAUCUGCUGGGCUCUGCUCACAGAGGCCACCCUGCUACUGAAACAUUGCCACGCAAACCUAAACAGAUUGGGAACCCUUUUCCAGGACACUUUAGCUAUUCUGUUUGCUCUCCUGCUGUCUUCCAGGCUCACAGUGAAACUUAAAUGCCAAAAUGAAAAUGUCUUGGGAAAGGUGGUUUUGAAAGGCUGACAAACCUAUUGGUCAAUAUAAAAAUUAGCAAUAAAAGUCAUGGUUCAACUAAUGGCUAUUUCCUUAGCAUAUGGGUUAACAGCUAACUGGCUUUUGUCUUGAAUCUAUUUCUUUUCUGAAACUGAUGGAAGGGUUUUUGAUUGCUUCAAGGGAUCAGCAAAACUCAGAGGUCAGUACCUCUGAAAGAGGUAUUUUGUUUUUUAAACAAUAAACACAGCAGCUUCAUUUUCUUUGUCUCUUCAUGCCAGAGGAAGAAGGAAAACACUACUUGUCACACGAGUGGUGCAAGACUGUCCAGUAUCCAUGUUUAAGCAUGUUUAUCUUUGUGUUUUGGGUUUGUUUGUUUGUUUGUUUGUUUCCCUCUGUAAUUUCAGGCAAAAAAGGAAAACAACAACAACAGUAACAACAAUAAAUAAAUACAAAGGACUUUGAAAUUCCUAUGUAUUUUAGCCAGCCAGCAACUAUCCAGUUGCUGGAUAUCCAACUAUCCACUGCUCACCAGGAUCUCAGCAGAUAUUAUUAUUUACAUGAUAUAUAAAUUGUAUGUCAUCGUAUGUGUGACAUAUUAUUGUUUAGAAAUAAGUUGUAAGUAUAUUAUUUAGAGGUCAGAGAAACUUUCUUUAUCAGAUUAUGGAUCUGAUCUUGGGCUAAAUAGCUGGUUGCAGGUUUUCAUCUUUAACUAUGAACUCUCUCCCCAUCACGGAGUUGCGAAUGGGUAUCUGAAGGUUGUAUUUUCAGUAUCAUUAUUUGAAAGUCAUGUUGCAGUGUACUGAAAGUACAUCCUCAAAAUUACUGUUUCAACAGGUUUUUAUCUCUUAGAGGUAGAGAUGUUUUCAGGAAGAGCAAGUUUGACUUUAACAUAACAUCUUUAUAGGAGUGUUCCACUAAAGAAUGUUAGAAGCAACAUGCUGGUCUGAAAAGGGUGCAUUUACACCGCCACAGGGAUGUCUGGAGGAAUUUUAGAGCAGUUGAAUUCAUGGUAUCAAUGUCAAUGACCAUUUUUCCUAAAAUACAUGUAGCAUCAAAACAACUUGCUUUACCAUUUCCUUUAAUAAAGUUGUCGUUUAAAAACUGCACACAGUCAGUUGGAUGGCUUUCUGUUCUUAUAUGAGCAUACUUUUGCUUGAUUUCUUUUUCAGUAAUAUUGAUCUGCCAUUGAUAUACUGUCCCUUGGAAGUACAGAUUGCCAUGUGGCUACAACAGCCACUUCACUGUUUUCAGCUGUAGCCUAAGGUCUCCUCAGUCUCUGCCAAAUUCUGGUAACAGUAGCAUUUUUAAAACUUUGAAAUUGUUGCCCAUGAUGAAUACAAUAAAAUCAAAUGUUUCAAACUAUUAGUAAUUGUUUUGUGAGUUGCCAGACAAAAUCCUUUUUUAUAUUUUAAUUUUCUGAACGUUUUUAUGAAGGAUGGUAAAGCAAGUCUCUUAUAUUGAAGUAGAUUUCAGGUCACACAGUCUGUUCUGAUUGCAUGUCUUAAAUCAUAGAAUCGUUAUGGUUGGAAAAGACCUUUUAAGAUCAUCUAGUCCAGCUGUCUUAUUCUCAGUUUCCAAGUAAAUUAAUCUACCAACUUCAACUAGUGUUCUCUUAUGGUUUUGCUAUAGUUCUGGAUUAUAGGAAAACAGUAAUAUGCCUUGCAUUUUAAUGUCGUUUCUUUAAAAUAGUAUUUAUUGAUGUGACAGAAGUGAUGACACCAGCCAGAAAAAAUAGGCGAUAACAUUAAGUUCCAUAAAACAAAACUAAGAUUAUUUUAUGUUAUAUUGGAAGACAGAGAAAGGUACAAAAUUGUAACUUGCAGGCUGGUGAAGACUGUUAGAUUUUCUGGGACCAAACAUGGUAUAAUAGUGAAGUCCCUAGACAUUACUUACAUUUCAUGUAGAUCUAGGUGUGUACUUGUGUAAAAUCCAGUAACAGAGAGAAAAAUCAAAGUUCUAGAAAAUAGAUGCUGGAAAAUAUGACUUGGCUGCUUUAGUUAUUAAUUUCCUCUACUUUGCAGAAACUCUUCUGAAAUUCAUUUACAGUAAAUACACUUAUUAUUCCUUUUUCAAUUAUUUUGCUUUUGCUUUCCAGUUAUCUGAGGAGUUUAAACCAACAAAACAUCAUUGAUUCAAUGUCCACCACAGAUAAGAUGUCCUCCAUUUAUCAAUAUUGAAUGCUUUAGCAUUAGAGCAGCACAGACCAGCUGGGAUUAUAAACAGUUUAGGCAAAGGGAGUGUAUGUGAUUAUAAUGUUUCAUUGAUUCAUGAAAUAUUAUUUGUAGCCAUCAUAGCCUUAACAAUAUGAAAUCAUUUCAUGUUUCAAAUGAAACAGUUGUAUGUUGCAUAAAUAUGUUAUUGUUUUGUAGACUGUGUGCAAUUCUGAAAGUUCAUUGUAUACCUAGAAUCUGGUGUGACGUGAAGAAUAGUUGAUGUGUAAAUCAUUGCCUAUAUUAUGUACUAGGAUAUUGAUCCUGUCUUCGCCCAUUUGGUAGAAAGUGCUACCUCCUCCUCCAUAGUUCAAAAUCCAGUUAUAUUUAAUCCUGCUGCUGCAAGAAUGAAGUUUUCUCUGCAUGCUUUGAGAUGUAUAAAUGCUUCCCAAUCUGAGCGUUACAAAGGACAGCUUCAUUCAGUCUCCAAAAGAAAGCCAGCCCAACGAAAGAACAUAUAGAUUGGACCAAUUUCUUAAUUUCAGUUGUGCGGGGAUUCAGGAGUGACAGGUCAUUGUCAUAUGGACAGAAAAGAGGAUUGUUGGUGAAGGGUGAGGCAGUGGCUCUCCCUGUAAAUUGGACGCCCUUUUUUCUCGUGUUAGCUCUUUCCUUUUUGGAUAUGAAAGAAUACAGUACGAAACCAGUGUUCCUAAAAUCAUCUUUAUUCCAUACCGUCCAUUUUCCCUGUCUUCACUCCCCCUACUUUCAUCUCUUUCCAUUCUCCCUCUCCCCAUUUUUCAAGCAAAUUCUCCUAGUCUGAUCAUGAUCUAAAUCAGUAAUUACCAAGGCAUCAACAAGUAUGGUUAGCAGCUGACAGCACAGCCACUGUGCUGUGUGGCCACAGGCUCAUUAGGCCCACUCUGCUCCUCUCACUGCUUUCUUUAAUUCUGCAAUCUGUUCACAUACUCACAUUAGCUCUUGUCUUCAGUAGCAUUGCAGUCAUCUAAUUAUCUUACAGUAAACAAGUGUUCAAGUUUUGAUAUGUAUGGCAGCCAGUGCCAGAGAACCCCAAAUGUUGCUCCACUAGGCAUAUUACCUUUAUAAAAGGUCAAUAACAGUUCCUGUUGAAUUUCCUUUACUGUUGUACAGUCACUAAUGAGAAAAAUGGGAGCUACUUUUGAGUUUUAAUGCACCUUCUGUUUGUCUGUCCAGGAUUUUUCAUCCCAAGUCAGCCCCGGGGUCUGCUAGUCUGAAAAUCAGUGUCUUCUCCAAUUUUCUCCCCUAGCUUUCUCCAAACACUUGACAGGAGAGAAAGUGUAAUUAUUUGAAGUAUUUUGGAAAAAUAUGUCUCACUGUCGCUAUGACCCAGUCCUUCCUGUAAGAACUUCUGUGGGAACACAUGAUCUAAUCUAUUAAAUGAUUCAAAGGACCGUUGUUUUUUUGUUUGUUUGUUUGUUUGUUUGUUUUUCUCUUCUUUAGGUAGCUGCAUUAAUUUCUGUUGGUACUAACAUUUUUUCUUCAUAUUCUUGUUCAUUUUCUUUGAUUGUGCUACAUCAUUCUUUCAUCAUUCAAACAGUCAGAUCAAGAGACAAUUUGUAGCAGCUUUUCAGAACUACCAUUUAGAAGAAAAUCCACUGUUCUACAACAUAAAAAUAAGUUGUUGACACUGGCUUUAAGUGGACCCGUUGUGAGCGAAAAAUAAAAAUCUAUAAUAAGA
This is a messenger RNA of Gallus gallus (chicken), 11617 nucleotides long. RefSeq names its product aminopeptidase O (putative) (gene AOPEP). The transcript is spliced from 12 exons. Gene Ontology annotation, molecular function: metalloaminopeptidase activity; zinc ion binding. Gene Ontology annotation, cellular component: nucleolus. Bases 218 to 2329 code for a protein of 703 amino acids. Lineage: Eukaryota; Metazoa; Chordata; Aves; Galliformes; Phasianidae. The record is from RefSeq and is a predicted model, not a curated record.